This is a messenger RNA of Neoarius graeffei (lesser salmon catfish), 2512 nucleotides long. RefSeq lists its product as uncharacterized. Lineage: Eukaryota; Metazoa; Chordata; Actinopteri; Siluriformes; Ariidae. The transcript has 3 exons. The record is from RefSeq and is a predicted model, not a curated record. Bases 246 to 929 code for a protein of 227 amino acids.
GAGAGAGAGAAAGAGAGAGAGAGAGUCAGACGCCCAAAGCUGCCCUUGUGUCAACAAACUCUUCUGCCAUGCUCGUUAGAUCCAGAAGAAGCCUCUGGACUACUUUAUGCCUCUUUUUUUCUAUUUAAGAGACUACAGUUUUGGGAAAUAAAUGAAUACUGGAGUUAUCUGUGAAAAUACAGCACCUCCGGCAAACACUUGCCACACCUUCAGCCCUCUAACAGCCCUGCCAUCCAGCUGUCCAGAUGGGGUGCAGUUGCUGUAGCAUGAUAAAAAGUUACGCCCAUGACCCUGCAGACCCCGUGGAAAUCAAUGGGCUGAAGCAGAAUCUUGCCACCACUUCCUUAGUCUCUUCUUACCAAUGUCACAAUCUAUCAGAUGAUGGGAAAAAACAAGGCUUCCACAAUUUGGGCUACACCAGCAACACCAACCUCAGCAAAUCCGACAUCGAAAACAAUCACAUAAACCAGGCGAAAUCGAACUUGCCCCAGACACCAGAGGGCAACUCUAGUCUCUAUAUUUUGCAGCCAGACGGAGAGGUCUCUCCAACCCUCCCUAGUGCUCCACCCGUAUGUCCUGUUUCACCACUGGGCACAGAGCCUGGGAAACAAACAGAGAGGUUCCGAGACUCAGGCCUGGGAAACGGGUCUGAUGGCUACUUGUGCAGAAUGGACCAGGAAGAGGAAGGACAGCAAGGAGCAGUGGACACAGCAGACGAGGAGAGCGUCAUAUCAGUGGACAUCCAUACUAGCAGCACAAGCCUCUCCUCAGCUGACACCAAGCUCACGAUUGAUGAAUCUUUGUCUUUCUCCCCGAAAGCGGGAUCGAAGGAAAAAGACACAGAGGACACCGUGAGUGUCACAGACUCAAUGGUGGCGGAAGCACUCGCUGCCUUGGAGGCAGCCACUGCAGGGGAGGAGUACGAGUAAGAACUGGAGAUCACCGUCUGUCGUGAACAAACACCACGCACGGCCAAAGAAAGAUUUUUUCCUUAUACAUGUUUCGUUCACGAAGUCUUCAUGAAGGAUUUUUUAAAUGAAAUUUUAAACAGACUCGUAUUUGUUUACAGGUCAUACUGUGUAUAUAUAAACAGAAUAUAUAGUAUGGAUAUAUUCUGUCAAGCAUAUUUGUAGCAUGGAGUGUAUGGGCUGUUACUUUCUGAACCUUUCUCUGUGCCUUUUUAUAGUCUAUGCAAAUCCAUACUAAUGUGAUAAGCAUUUGAUUUUGUUGUUUAGUUAACAAUCUGCGAUAUUUCUCCCGAACUUCAUGAUGAUACGCCUGGAAGGGCAGAGACACAGGUGACCAUGCAAAUGUCCAAUGUGCUUAUAAGUCAUAGAAAAAAGACACACUUGUUCUUCCUUCCUAAAACAUGAACACGUUUUAGUGGAAACAGGGCUUUGAACAGGUGCACCCUCAUGGGAAAGCUUUCUUCCUGAAAUUUAAACCGACAAACCCAACACUGUAAACAUGUCCCUGUUGUCUUAUUUUGGUCUUAAUUGAUCAGUUUAUAAAAUUGUUUUAUUAUUCAGCUUCUAAUCAGGCUGAUGUUAAACUCUAACUUUUUAGUCUUGAUUGCACUAAUCUGUCAGGAAAGCUUCUGUUGACUUGGAGUUGAAGUGAACAUCUGACUGACUUUAUGAAUAUUGGUUAGCCCUGCCUCUCUAGUUACUUCAGUAGCUUCAGGAAAACCACUCAAAAUAGGAGUGCGUUCACGUUCGAGCUGCUGGGAAAACAGUGACUCACUUUCAACAUCCGUCUUCUGUAGGAGGUUAUAUGGCGAGAUAUGACAUCUACAUUUCAUGCAGACUUUUCCUAAAGAACUGUUCUACUGCUGUGGCAAUAUUUAUGCAGUUGAUAUCGCUGGGGCCAAUGAAAGUAGUUGACCUAAAAUAAUAAUUUUUAAAAAAUAUCUGUUGUGAAGUUAUGGUUAACUAAACGAGGCUCAAUAUUUCAGUUGGUGACGAUAUGAAGGACUUUGUAUUUCCACAAAACUAUGAAGGAAGCAGCACAGAAACACUUUUCUCAACCUACAUGCAGGUUCAUGUCAUCUUACAUCAUCAGACAUAUUUUCUCAAACGCUACUUUUGUAAGCUUUUACGUUUAUGGAAGUUAAACUUUCAGUUGUAAAGGAUUCUGAAAGUGUGGACUAUGUCUGUUAUAGUAGAGCCAAAAAUUUUUUUCUUUUGCAAAAUGUAUAUAUGUAAAUGCACAAAGUCACUGUUUCAUCUAUAUUUAUUGUCUUUCAUGAUGAAAUCAAUAGAGAUGUCUAUUUUAAAACAAGUUGUCAUUUUCAAAAUCUGAUCCACUUUAUUUAAUUUAACAAGAGAUAAAGGAAAAAUAAUAAAGCACAAUGCCUGUGAUCAUGACUGGUAUUGUUAGUAAUCAAGUUAUAUUUCGAAGGAAUAUGCCACAAGAUUUUUUUGCAAAAGUCUUCCAGACAGCAAUAGUGUGUGAGCAAAGACAAAAAAAAAAAAAAAAACCACACAUAAGAAUUGUGGCUAAUUAUACAUGC